GUAGCAAUUUGGUACGAUGAAACUGUGACAUUACCCCCGGUUGCGUUACUCUGACUCAUAACAAACUCGAAGAAAUACUGCAUGCAAGCGAACUUAGGAUUGGGAACCAGAACUGAGAUAAGUUGCAUUUUCAAGGUGAAGUCAGAGGUGUUCGGAUUUAUUCUUCAUCAGAUAACACUGCUCUGGUCCAAUUUACAGGACCUGCCUUGCUUCAUUUACACACAACUGGUGCUACUAGGGCAGCCUGACUGAUAAUAGGCCGCUGGACAGAACAUCCUCUUGCUUUCUGGCGUGUGGAGGAAAACGGGAAGUGUUGGUUCGCAGACUGCAUCCCCUUCUGUGACUGCAUAAAUUUAGGACAUCAUUUGGAUGUUUACACACACACUGACGGGCAGGAAAUUUUAUGCUGAAUGGUGUAGUUGCCCUUGAAACAGAACAGGUAAUUUGAUCAAUUUGAUGUCGUGAACCAAAGCAAAGAUAGGGAAUCAAAUCAGUAACGACGCGAGCAAAAGUUUCGAAAAUAUGAGUGGAAAUGCUAAGAAAUCAUCCACUCACCCCCGAACGAUUUUUCGGAAUCAAAAGGAAGGUUUCAUGGAAAAGAAAACAGGCCUUCUUAGUAUGUGGAAAAGUAGAUAUUUUGUUUUGAUGCAUGAUGUGUUGUGUUAUUUUAAAAAGGAAGAGGAAAAAGAGUCCAUGACACCGACUGGACGAAUUUUUUUCAAUGAUAUUGUGUCUAUUGAGAAAAUUGGGAAAAAAGGAAGGCCAUACUGCAUUUUCAUAACUGAAGAGGAAAAGAGACAUCUGAUGAGCUGUUCCUCAGAGGAAGAAAGAGUAAACUGGAUCGAAUCUAUCAAGCAUGGUCAAGAACAACACAAUAAACAGGAGAAAUUUGACCCUGUUCGUCGCAAAAGUGCGAAAAUUGGAAAAGAUUUCAAAAGGGUGACUAUACAAAAAGAUGUUGGUGGGGGCAUUGGUUGUACAAUAAAAACUGUUGGCGGUGCAAUAUUUGUGAACAGAAUCAUUCCUGAUGGCCCGGUGGCUGUCUCAGGAGUUUUGAGACCAGGUGAUCAAAUUGUGGACAUAAAUGGAAUAAAAAUAACUGGCUGUCCUGUUGAAAGGAUAAAAGAUGUGAUAAAGGAAAGCCCAGAAUACGUUGUUUGCACAGUGAAGCCGGUAACACAUUAUUCUAACAAGGAGGAAAAUAGCCCAAAUUUGACUAGGACUGCUUAUGCCGAGCUAGACACAGAUUAUCUGCAGAAAAAGACAGAAGGUAACCACCAGGACAGUGAAGAUGAGAAACAUGACGGUACUAACAGGCCCCUUAAUUAUGCUGUCAUCAAUUUUCCUAGCUCUCCAGAACCCAUGGAAGAAGGAGCAGAGAAAAGAGAUACUUCUCCCAACUAUGUAAACAUGAGUGGUGAGAAACCUGGGCUACAGAAUUAUGCUGAACUUGAUUUCUCAAGAAGAUAAGCCUGCUUAAAAAAUAGUUUUCAUAUGGUUUCCUAUAUGCCUCUUUUUAUACAAAGUUAAUCAAAUGGGAUGCAGAUAUUUCUGAAAGGCUCUAGGUAUAUAAAUCCAAUAUUUUUAAGGCAAUAUUUUUGUAGGAAAACCUCUUUUUUCAUGCAAAGAUCUUCUUUUACCAAUAUUUGUAAUUUCAACUGGAUAAUAAUUGUAAUAAAAGUUUCCUGACAUCCAAUAUUUGUGAGGCAAUAUUUUUGUAGGAAAACCUCUUUUUUCAUGCAAAGAUCUUCUUUUACCAAUAUUUGUAAUUUCAGCUGGAUAAUAAUUGUAAUAAAAGUUUCCUGACAUCCAAUAUUUGUGAGGCAAUAUUUUUGUAGGAAAACCUCUUUACAAAUUCAAAGAUAGUCUUUAACCAAAGUUUGUAGUUCAGCUGUAUAAUCAUUCUAAUAAAAGUUUUCUGACAUCAUUAUCAGAUAAGAUUAUCAGAUUUUAAAUCAUUAGGAUUUUCAAAAUAAAAUGCUGAUGCAAUGAUACAACUUAAAUGACAAAUAAAGUGAUUUAGUGUGUCUUGUCAAGUUUUUAGUGAAUUUUAUUCAAGUAAUUUUAUUAUUCAGAAAUUAAUGACCUUAAGUUUGCGAUACUCAUGUAGGAAUCAUAAAUGUGAUAAUAAGGUAUAUAACUGUAGAAAGGACUCUUGAUUAAAAAGCUGUAAAAUCUAAGCAAGGGGUAUGUAUUAAAAACUCAGUCAAUUUGAAAAACUAGGACCCUGGCCAACAAGUCACCUAUAUAUGCAAAACAUGACCCAACAUUUCUUGAUAAAAUUUGUUUGGCAUUUUGGCCAUUUCUUUAUUUCGGCCAGGUUUUCAAACUUCUUCUAAGAAUGCUAUGCUCUGCUAUGUCAAUUCAAUGUGCCAAACCAACACAUUUAUAGGAUGAAGGUUAUUGGACAACAUGAAGGAAAGGUCCUAAAUGAAGCACUUUUGUAGUACAUCAGAUACAGCAAUUGUAAAAGAAAAUGAUAAAAACAUGACAAUAAAAGCUUAAAAAAGGUGAGCUCCAAAAUCUGAUUUUGCCAGAACGUAACUAAAAAUUUCACAAGAGCAUCUGUUCUGUCUCUUAUUUAAUAUUUACUAAUAGUGAGUAUUCUACAGCAAAGUUAUCAUCCACAAUUACUUUUCAAUAAUGCCCAUGGAUGCUUCAUAGCAAGCAGAUUAGAUUAGUAUGUUAUUAAAUUUGUUAUUUUAUAAUGAGCAUUAGAUUUUACCCCUGAUGGUAUUUAUGCAGUUUAAUGUGUAAUUUGACAGAAAGGGUGUAGUCUGAAAAACGUGUGAAUAAUAUGCAAACGAUUAUUUCUUAGUCUUGUUUAUAGCUUUGGCUCUAAUUUUGUUAUCACUGGCCUACCACAAGAAGACACAUUCCUGCCCAAAGGAAAACUAGUGAGAUUUAGAUGAAAAAAAAUUAUUUGGAUUGCAUAGAAAAUAUAAAAGGUUUUUCAAUGAAUACCAAGGCAUAGUGAAGAAAAGAAGCAGAAUCAACUGAGAAAAGUAUGGUAAAUUGUCCUGUAAAGAACCUGAAAAGUACAUAUUUGCAUAACAAGCAGCUGUAGGUCAGUUGGUAAAGCCUCCACUUUAGAGCUGAGCAGGAUGGAAUUCCGCUUCUCUUCUUUCUGAGCUAGCUGAAGUGUCAGAAUGAGCAUCAAAUUUUCAACUGCUCCAUUAAAAAGACUUUUAUGUGAAUCACACAAGCCAGCUACAGCUGGAAAAAUUGACUUGAAAUUGAAAGUGAAUCUCAAAGUUUUUAACAAGGAAUCAACCUUGUAAAUAUAUCAACUUUUUGUAUUACAGAAAACUGUGAUAACAAGCCUGGUGAUAAACGUCCUUGUUAAAAUAUUUCCUAACUGAGUAGCCCCCCUUUAAAAAAACAAAUGGUCUGGGCAUUUUUCCAUUCUAUUAAAUGGUCACUUUGGCAUGACAAAAUAGGAAGCUAUAUUUUAGAUUUAUAGAAAAUUUACCUAUAUUUGACUUGGUUUCCUAUUUGACUCUAAGCACUACCAACAUGAUUACACAUUUUACCCACCCCCUACCAGUUGGAGCAAAAUUUGCUGUCUCCUACCAUAUUUACUGCUAUCCCACCUCAAAAAAUAAAGCUGGGCUUUUUACAUAGGGGUGUAGUACCAGAUUGGGGAUUUUCAUAGGCUCAUUGUGCCACUGUUGCAAAGGAUUGGCUUUACUCAGACCAGACUGUCGUAAAAAUGUAACAUGUGGUUGCUUGGUUAACAUGAGGUGGAAUUUAUUUCUAUUAAAGAGGAACACUAUUUUGGUUAAGCCAGUCACAUAUUGCAUCAUAUCAUAUGUGAAGUCAGCCAGAAAGAUUGUGUGAAACUGAUAUAAUUAAAGAGCUAAAUAUAAAUGCAAAUAUAAAUGAUCUUUCAACACAGACUGUUUGUUAUCUAGGACCUUUAGAGCUACAUAUUUGCUAUAUUAGCAUUUUAACGGUACAACUACAAAGUAGAUUAAAAUAUACUAAGAUCAGAUCAAAUGAAUGUUACUCGUAAUCUUGGGUUGAUGUUGUUUUAUCUAAGGGGUAGUGUAGGCAUAGUUUUAGGGGCUGGAGUUACCUUACUGAAUAAGUGAAAUCCAUCGUAUUUCAGGUUAUAAUCGGCACCCACUAGAUCCAUGAGUGUAGAUAAGAAGGUACACACCAUUUGAGUCAUGAGUCAUGAGUUGGUCCGUUGAAUCUUUACUUGCUUGGCAAAACUUGGGUGAUCGGUAGAUUCGCGUGACGGUAGGCGAAAUCGGAACAAUAUUUUGCAAUCUGUUUCUUCAUCUUCAAAUUUUGCUUCCGUGAGCAAGCUACGGAGGUUUAGUGCAGUUGCCCUCUAAAUGACCAACUAUCACAUUUUUCAGUCUAGAUAUUUGGGCUCCAUUUGGGGAGGAAGAAAUGCGAAUUGCCUUUAAUAUAAUCUCUACCUAAAAGUGUGUUUUGAAAACUUUAAUUCUUAGUUGCAAUUACAAGUCCUUCUUACCGCGGAAAAUCAAAUAUAAAGCUAAGGGUCCAUUUAUCAGAACUCCCGUAAUACCAAAAAUUAUGAACCCGAAGUAGGUGAAUAGGUAGCCUCCAAUAGUAGGCGAAAUUGAACGAAUCAGUGAGUGUGUUGCCAUUGAUAAACCUGAAAUUUAAAGUAACACGCUUAACAUCAUUUAAAAACUUUUGG
This is a messenger RNA of Rhopilema esculentum, 4675 nucleotides long. RefSeq lists its product as uncharacterized. The record is from RefSeq and is a predicted model, not a curated record. Lineage: Eukaryota; Metazoa; Cnidaria; Scyphozoa; Rhizostomeae; Rhizostomatidae. Gene Ontology annotation, molecular function: protein binding.